This is a messenger RNA of Suillus clintonianus, 633 nucleotides long. RefSeq lists its product as uncharacterized. The record is from RefSeq and is a predicted model, not a curated record. NCBI's taxonomy places the organism in Eukaryota, Fungi, Basidiomycota, Agaricomycetes, Boletales, Suillaceae. Bases 1 to 633 code for a protein of 210 amino acids. The transcript is spliced from 5 exons.
AUGACUCGCCCGCGAUUGUACAAUACUCCCCAAGAAAAACUCGAAGCAACUCGUCGCUACCGAAAAACGUAUUAUGACAGGAACAGUGCUAUUAUCAGUUUAAAGCACAAACAAAAGUAUCGAGCACGACGGCAAGUCAAUAUUCAUUUCCUCGACCAUGCGAAUGCAGGCCCUCAGGAAACAGCAGACCCGGGAGGACCAAAAACAACGUCUCCGAGUUGCAGCCAACAUCGUCAUUCUGACUCCAGUCGGACGAAUACCAACAUCGCAGACGUAGAGGCUAUGCUGACCCGUCUUAUAAACGGCUCCUCUACAGAGCUUCUCGACCAGUUAGUCCAAGAUUUCAGAGGCACCGCAGCCGUCGAGCAUUGGAUUAAGUCCAUUGAGACUUUGCUGGCAGAUGUAGAUGCACUCAGACAGCGGGUUCAGGAGUAUCAUUGCGCCACUCUCCAAAGCCAUGGUGUGGGGAAGGAAAUACGUCAGGUGGAGUUCACUGCCGGAAGGGUCGCUGGUCUCACAAAAGCAUUGGAGGACAUCCUCAUGCGUGUUAUGGUUGACCCGCAUACCCUAUUUGACCACCACGCGCGAGGUGAGCUGCUGUAUCAGAACUCUCCCAAUAUCACCGCGUUAUAG